This is a messenger RNA of Colius striatus (speckled mousebird), 2123 nucleotides long. RefSeq names its product HemK methyltransferase family member 1 (gene HEMK1). Gene Ontology annotation, biological process: protein methylation. The record is from RefSeq and is a predicted model, not a curated record. Bases 363 to 1430 code for a protein of 355 amino acids. Gene Ontology annotation, cellular component: mitochondrion. Gene Ontology annotation, molecular function: nucleic acid binding; protein methyltransferase activity. NCBI's taxonomy places the organism in Eukaryota, Metazoa, Chordata, Aves, Coliiformes, Coliidae. The transcript is spliced from 11 exons.
UGUGGAAGACCCUUGGCCCAUGGAAUCAAGGUCUUCUAUGAGCACAACCAUUAGCCUAGGACUUGAGGUUUAUUAGCAGAGAGAGGAAUAAAAAAAUCUAGGAGAUACUGAAGAUCUUCCUACAGGGAGCCAAGGUGACCGACCCACGGGGUGAAGAGCCAGGGACAGAGCCAAAGAUCAGAAGAGCUGCAAACCAGCCCUGUUUUUGUGCUGCUUUGAGAAGAAUCCACUGACUGUGGUCAGCUGGUGCUUAGCCAAGGUGGCUUGAGGCAGCACUGAGUGUCCUGUGAGUCUCAGUGCCGAGCAGAUCAGCUGAUGGCAACGAGAAACACCUGUGGAAGCCAGGAGCUGAUUUCACUACAAUGAGACACCUCACCCCCACACUACUCAGGAGGUUCUUGGGUCUCUCACUUCAGUGCAUGCCAAGGCGACUGAGUGAAAGAAUAGGUCCUGUCCUCAACCCAAAGCAGUCAUCUGUGAGGCAGAGCUGCAGUGCCAGACCUGGGCUUGUGACUGCCACCGAAGCGGUCAGCUACUGGCAGAAGGUGUUUGAGACAAAUGGGAUCCCUGAAGCACGAGAAUCCAGUGAAUAUAUUGUGUCAUUUGUCCUGGGAGCAAAAACAUUUCAGAGCUUGAGUUCCAAAAGCCUUCACACUCCACUUACAGCAGUGCAGCAGGAGCAGAUCCAGCAGCUGAGCAACAAGCGACUAGAAAGAAUGCCAGUGCAGUAUGUGCUUGGUGAGUGGGACUUUCAGGACCUGACUCUGAAGAUGAGACCCCCAGUAUUUAUUCCUCGGCCAGAAACAGAGGAUCUCAUCUCUUUAGUUGUGGAGGAAGAAUCUCAGAAACGGGAGAAGAAUUCCAGCCUCUGCUUCCCAGUUCCUACCCCUCAUCCUGUGAUCCUGGAGAUUGGCUGUGGCUCUGGAGCAAUUGCUCUGAGUUUGUUGUGCAAGCUGCCACAGAGCCGGGUGAUAGCCAUGGAUAAGGAGAAGGCUGCUGUGAAUCUCACCAGGGAGAAUGCACAUAGGCUGCAACUCCAGGAGAGAAUCCACAUUAUCCACCAUGACAUUUCAUACAGCUCUGCCAAACAGCUGCUACUCUGGGGUCCCUUAGACUUCAUAGUCAGUAACCCCCCAUAUGUGUUCCAUGAGGACAUGGCUUCCUUGGAUGCAGAAAUCCUCUGCUAUGAGGACCUUGAUGCACUGGAUGGGGGAGAUGAUGGAAUGAAAGUCAUCAAAACAAUUCUGGCUCUGGCCCCUUCUCUUCUGAAAGAUUCUGGGAGUGUUUUUCUGGAAGUUGAUCCCAGACACCCAAAUAUGGUGGAGAAAUGGCUACAGGCACACCCCAACUUACUACUCGUCCUCCGUGCCAUUCACAAGGACUUCUGUGGCAAGCCUAGGUUUGUGCACAUCCAAAAAGAAAGCAGGUGACAACUGUACCAGAAGUAACUCAUCUGGCUGUAUGCUGACAGGCACCACUGAACAGCUUGUGGAAAACUGUGUGGCAAAGGAAAUCUCCACUUCAUUGCCCAGUGCACUGAAGUCUCCAUGCAGUGGCAGACCCUCCCCAUUUCCUGAUGCAGACUUCAUCCAGAGGUGCAGAAGUUCAGCAGAGCACGUAGAACUUUUCCACCUUCCUUGGGGAACUGCAUGCAACUUUUCAGUUUGAUGUGCUAGAGUGCCUUGUUAAUCUCAGGACCCAGGAUGGAAGAGUUCACAGCUCCAAACACUUCAUUAAAAAUCCAGCUUCUCACCAUGUCAGAUCACCUAUCUGACCUAAAAAGAAUCUCACUUUUUUCUUAUUUUUGCCCUUGAGAUACAUUUAUACAGCAUGUGACUAGAAUGGAGGAUAGGUCCAAACCCUGGCUUAUAUUGACACAUGGAUUUGCAGGAUAAUGGGACCUAACUAACCUGCACUCUCAAAUUAAUUUCUGUUCCAGGAUGCUGAUGCCCUGGAGCAGAUCUCCAACUCCAAAGCAACCUUUGUUUCCAAGUCCUGCUGAGUGACAUGUCACUGGAAGAUCAGUGCACAUGUUGCACCAUCUGAAUCUACAGCACCUGGCACUUGGUGGAUGCUGCCAGAAACAAUCAAAACAGUGUAAUAAAGAUUUUACUUCAAAUCAG